Molecule: messenger RNA, 1027 nt
Organism: Dermatophagoides pteronyssinus (European house dust mite)
Lineage: Eukaryota; Metazoa; Arthropoda; Arachnida; Sarcoptiformes; Pyroglyphidae
Source: RefSeq, a predicted model, not a curated record
AAAUCAAAAUCAAGAUCAAAAUCGAGAAAAAAAUCAAAACGAUGUUCACAAUCAUUAGAAGAAAAAAGUAUUGGAACUAAAUCAUUAACGUUGAAUAAUAUUAAUGAAGUUGAACAACAACAAGAACAAUUAAAAUCAGUGAAAUCAAAUCAUUCAUCAAUAAUAUUAACAAAUGAUGAAGAUGAAUAUUGUAAAACUGGUUUGAAAAAAUUUGUACGAAGAUUUUUACCUGAUGAUUUUGAUUCAGAUUCAAGAAAAUUAUCGGAUAGAGCACAAGAUCAACCGAUGCUUGAUCCAUCCGAUUCUUGUCAGCCAAAUUUUGGUUAUUGUAAUUGUUUAAAAUUGUACAUUAUAAUUACAUUAUUUUUAGCCAUGUGUGUUUAUUUUACUGAUUCAUGUGUUUAUUUAUUAAUGAUUCCUGAAUCAUUAAAUACUACCUUCAUUACAAAUAAUAAUCUAACAAAAACAACAACAACAACAUUCUAUAACAAUAAUGGACUAAAAUCGAACAUAGAAUCAUCCGAAUCAUCAACAUUGUCAAAAUCUUUGCAAGAUGAAUUAUCGGAAAUGGAAUUUUGUGAAUUUAAAUUUGCAUAUAUUAUAGCAUUAAUUUUGGGAUUAAUAGUUUAUGGAUUAAUAUUUGCCAUCUAUACAUGUCAAUUGAUUAUCUAUUUUUAUAAUUUUCCUUGGUAUCUUUUUGAAUCGAUUAUAUUGGGAAGUUAUUCAUCUGUUUUAUUUCUUAUGACUAUUGUUGCAUUUAUUACAAAUGGACAUCCAAUUGGUACUAGUUUAGUAUUAAGCGAUUGUUUACUUGGUUUGAUUCUUGCAUUCGUUUUAUUUCGUAAUCAUACCGAAGGUAUUGUACCGGCUGCAUUAAUCGUUCAAUAUGAUCCGGAUGGUAAUCUUUUAACACAAAUAUUAUCCAGGCGACAUUUUUUAUGAAAAAAAUAUUUAUAUUCAACACUAAUGGUCAAACAAUAGAAAAACAAUCGUUGAUAAUAAAUUUUUUUGUUUUGUUUUCCAAUGA